Messenger RNA from Dothidotthia symphoricarpi CBS 119687, 2303 nucleotides. RefSeq lists its product as uncharacterized. Gene Ontology annotation, cellular component: Golgi membrane. The transcript is spliced from 4 exons. Gene Ontology annotation, biological process: intra-Golgi vesicle-mediated transport. The record is from RefSeq and is a predicted model, not a curated record. The coding region runs from base 99 to 2303 and encodes 734 amino acids. NCBI's taxonomy places the organism in Eukaryota, Fungi, Ascomycota, Dothideomycetes, Pleosporales, Dothidotthiaceae.
UCCAUGGCCACGUAUGCGCCCGUGUGAUCACGAACCACUCCCCGCCAGACAGAGACUGUGUGCCAGACACAGACCGAGUGCCCGGCUGACGCGCAGCCAUGGAGGGCGGAAUCGACUUCGACGACAGACCGGCCCCGGACGCGACCCGCCAUGAGCACGAGCGGGACGGCGACGCGGGCGGGGAGUCUGCAGAGGACAACAAGUUCCAGAAGGCCAUCGGGGCGUGGAGGACUCACACUGCGCCAGACAUCGAUCUCACCACGCUGGUCCCGCAGCUCGACACGGCCGCCUCGGACCUCGUCGCCUACCAGCGCGACACCCUCACCCAGCGCAAGGACCUCGCCCAGAAGACAAAGGACUUCCGCAAGCUCGACGACGCGAGCAAGCUCACCGACAUCAAGGCCCUCCUGAAGUCCUACCAGAACUUCAUCGACCUCAUAUCCAACCAGUCCAAGUCGGUGCAGGCCGCCUUCUUCCAGCUCUACUCGCCCCUCGCCGAGGCCCCCGACCCCUACCCCCUCCUCGAAGCCUCUGUCGACUCGCUCGUGACCGCCGAGGAGAUUGUGCCCAAGCUCACCGCCGAGAACGAGCGCCUGCAGAACACCGUCGCGACCCUGACCUCGCAGCUCGACGACGCAGAGACGAAGCUCGAGGAGGAGCGCACCGCACGCAAGACCCUCGAGGAGACGCGCGACACCAAGAUAAAGGACGUCGAGGCGUCGUGGUCGGCAGUCCUGAGCGAGAAGCAGGACAACUGGGAGGCCAAGGAGAAGAGCCUGGACGAAAAGGUCGAGAGCCAGGACCGCCUGCUGAAGGAGCUCAAGGCCAGCUACGAGGUCUCGCAAAGACUGGGCGAAGGCGGAAAUGCCGACGCAGAGGGCACGCGGGGCGCCACGGCGGCAGAGCUCGAGAUUGUCAGCUCAGAGCUGGAGAGGACAAGCCACCGCCUGGCCGAAGUCGAGGCACGCAACGAGCGCCUGCGUCUGGAGCUCGCCCAGUCUGCAUCGGCGCCAGCCCAGCAGGGACACGUAGAAGACGACCCAGCCGUCCUGAGACUGCGAUCCGAGAACUCGUCACUCCUACGCAAGCUCGAAAACGCUCGCUUUGAAAAAGACUCGAAACAAACACGUCUGGAGACGGAGACGCGGAGCCUAGAGCGCGAGAUCAAAUCCCUCAAGAGUGAGAAGGAGGCGCUGCGUGAGAAGGUCCAGAAAUGGAGCGACUACGAAAACGUCAAGCAGGAGCUCGAAGUCCUCAAAUCGAUCGAGUUCGCAACCGGCGACGAUGACGACGAGGCCACCGAGCUCGCCCUCUCCCAAAACGGGUCCGCCAAAGGCAAAGGCGAAACCCUCGAGCAGCUCCUCCUAGCCCGCAACAAAAAGCUCAGCAACGAGCUCACCGUCCUGCGCGUCUCGCACCAAGACCUGCAAAGCCGCCUCGCAGCCCUGCAGGACGACCUCUCCCGAACAAACACCUCCCUCGAGAAGUCGCGCACCCUAAACGAAACCCUCGAAGCCGAUCUCGAAAAGGUGCAGCAAGAAGCCACAAACGCCUUCGACCCCUCCGCCAUGUCCGUAGCAGGCACCUACGUAUCGCGCUACCCGCAGUCCUCAGCCCGCCGCGGUCGCUCCUCCCCAACAUCCUCCAUCAUCUCCGGCUUCGACAACACUUCCUCCUCGCAGCCCCCAACCCUCGCCUCGCUGCGCGCCGGCGAGCCCACAGCAGGCGGCGUCGGCGGUGGCUCAGGCAUCCUCCCCAUGGUAACCGCGCAACGCGACCGCUUCAAAAAGCGCAACGCGGAACUCGAAUCCGAGCUCCAAAAGUCCCACCAAACCGUCACCUCCCUCCGCACCGAGAUCAACGCCCUACAAAAAGACAACCUCGACCUGUACGAGAAAACCCGCUACAUCUCCUCCUACACCGCGGUGAACAGAAAUCCCACAUCCUCCUCGGCAUCAAGCUACGCCGCCAACCCAAACCCCUCCACCAUCCACAUCGGCGGCGCACAAGACCCCUCAGAUAGGUAUAAAGCUACAUACGAAUCCAAUCUCUCGCCCUUUGCUGCGUUUCGGGGACGUGAGUCUGCUCGCGCUAUGAAGCGUAUGACGCUGUUUGAACGUGUGGUUCUGCGCGUUACGAAGUUUGUCCUGCAGACGAGGAGUAGUCGGAAUUUGUUUGCCGCGUAUUUGCUGGGGCUGCAUUUUUUGCUGGUUUAUAGUCUGUUUUCGUAUGAGGCGGGGGCGGCGGCGGCGGGGGGUGCGUUGAGAGAUGCGGUGGCGGUUGGGGGGCCGGUGGGGCCGUGA